Molecule: messenger RNA, 2887 nt
Organism: Siniperca chuatsi (mandarin fish)
Lineage: Eukaryota; Metazoa; Chordata; Actinopteri; Centrarchiformes; Sinipercidae
Product: leucine-rich repeat, immunoglobulin-like domain and transmembrane domain-containing protein 2
Exons: 3
Coding region: 45-1724 (559 amino acids)
Molecular function (GO): protein binding
Source: RefSeq, a predicted model, not a curated record
AUGUCCUGCCCUCACAGGCCUAUUUCACAAGCUCCUCCAGGAAUAUGGACACCUUUUAUGUCGCAUUACGCAUCGCUUUGGUAUUUUAUCUCAUCACCCCUGGAACAUCAACUUGUCCGAUCGGUUGCUCCUGCACAGAUGAAAACUUGGGAAUGUCUUUACUAUGUAUGGAAACCUCCAUGGGACGAAUCCCAGAGGACAUCCCACAUGAUUUCACUAAAAUCCAAAUUGAAAACUGCCACCUGACCGAGUUACCUCAAGGAUCUUUUUCUAAAGUUUGUUCCUUGGAGUUCCUCUGGCUGAAUUUCAAUGAGAUCACCCUAAUGAACAUCAAAAGCCUGGAGGGGCUGGCCAACCUGACUGAGCUCAGACUACAAGGGAACAAGCUGACUUCAGUACCAUGGACGGCGUUUCAGGACACACCGAAACUGAAGAUUUUGGACCUGAAGCACAAUCGACUGGACGUCCUGCCUGAACACGCUCUGAGACACUUACCCACACUGACCUACUUAGAUUUAUCUUUAAAUCAGCUUAGUGUCAUAUCAAAAGAUGUCUUCAUUAAUUGGCCUCUUUAUCGUACAGCAGAGAAAGUGUGGGGGAAAGAAGGGCUGGUCUCCAAUGUGGUUCUGGCGCUGCAUGACAACCCCUGGUUGUGCGAUUGUCGCCUUAAAGGCUUUGUUGAAUUCAUCAGGGUGGUCAGCCCUCCCAUCAUUCUGAUGAACUCUUAUUUGAUGUGCUCGGGCCCUGCCUCCAAAGCUGGCAAGUUUUUCCACGAGAUCCAGUUAAAAACAUGCAUGAAGCCGGUGGCCUCUGCCCUGGAGACUGACUUCACUUUACCUCUCGGAGCAAAUGUAACACUCACAUGCUUAGUCAAGGCCAGGCCAGGCCCGACCAUACAGUGGAUGUACAGUCUGAAGAUUAUAAGAGGAUUUGCUGCUAAACAGACUCACAUAGACGACGAGACCGCCUCCUCCCAGCUGGUGAUCCUCUCUCUUCAGCUGGCAGACCGAGGACUCUACACCUGCAUGGCCAACAACUCCAUUGGCAACUCUUCUGUCAGCAUCACGGUUAACAUCAGCUCCUCCAAUUCCUCUGUUCCUCUCCUUCCACCUGUCCCCAUGUUGUUGUCUGAUAAGAAUACCUACAUUGACAUCCGCAUAGCCAAGCAGACAGUUUACGGUAUCACCCUUGAGUGGUACGCAGCAACGGCCAACCCAGCAGAAUCCUGGUUCACCAUCCACUUUGGCAAAUAUGAUUCACCCAAAAAGGAGAUGAUCUACAUCGGCCCUGGCAUCAACAGCUACUCCGUCAGCGACCUGCUUCCUGUCACUAAAUAUGAGGUGUGUGUGACCCUGAAGAACCAUCCGCCGAGGGAGGGCCAGUGCAUCGUUUUCGUGACGGGAAGUGACAUCAGUGAGCUGGAGCAAAGAGAGAGGCUCAUCCACAUUGUUGUCAUUGUGUGCGCCAUGGUGCUGGCAGUGCCGGCCGGCAUGUACGCCUGCACCACGGAGGCCAGGUUCAGCUGCGUGGAUCGCUGCGUGGAUCUGUGCAAGAAGCGCUGGCUGCACGGAGAGAACCUGCAGGGGAUGGAGAGGCAGGGCACCUUCGACAGCCUGCAGGCGGCCAGCGAUGAAGGCCUGUGUGGGGUCUCAGAGGAAAAGCCAAAAAAGAGGCGGAAGUCUGAGGAUAGGUGCAAAGGAGGAAGUGCAGCUCAUAUGUACUAGCAUCAAAGUCAAGAAAUGUACUUACAUGUGUAUUUGUAAAUAAUGACAGUUUUGAGCGUAGCCCCAGUUUGUGCUUGUGCUCAUGUAUUAUAAUUACAUUUGAGUCACAGUGCUACAGUAAGCAUCUGAUUUUCUGAAAAAUAAAAACUUUGAAAAACUGAGGGUCGUUUCAAAAUUUACCACUGUUAUGAAGCUAUUUCCAGAAUCCAAAAAAGACUCAUCCAACCAUCUGGAUGAAAAAAUAUUCUGUCUACUGCACGCUGAAAAAGAUUUUUAACCUGUUUCCCAAGACUCUUUCUUAUCCAGGAAGCCGGCAAUUACAUAUCUCCUUGCUGUUUUUGUACUACAAGAGUAGAAUAUUAUCACAUUAUUUUGUUUGAAAAUAUAAAAUAAUGGAAAGUAAAAUCAAUACAGACAAAUACAAGUGAUAGUAAAAAAAAAAAUAUUUUGGUUCACUGUACAACUUGUACAAGGGCAUAUGUCAUUUCUGGCUUUGUUUGGAUUAGGAAAGAGUCGUGGAACUGUGGAAACCAGCAAAAAAAAAAACUUUAUUGUACAGCAAACACAAUAUUCUGUCAUCCAGAUGGUCAGAAGAGUCUCUGAGGAUUCUGGAAAUACCUUCAGAACAAAUUCAAGUUUUGUUAAAUGAUCUUCUAGGUUUUGUAAAAGAUAGCAUUUAAUACUAAUACAUGAGAAGCACAAACUGGUGCUAUUUUGAGUAUAUAGUCAUCUUGUAAAUAUAUAUAUCAUGCUAUCAGCUGGAGAUGCCUUUCUUCCUAAUAUAAGGAGAGUUUGUUAUUACCUGUGUUAAUAUAACACAAAAAGUUCACAAACAAAAAAAGUUUAUGCUAAAAUGCAUUUGAUAUUUCUUUGGGUCCGUUUUUGGAUCUGUUUUGAUACUGAAUGCAAAAACAUACAAUCCUAAAUUUGAAAAAUGUGUAUUACAUAAUAUACUUUGUAUAUUUCUUUAUUAUUAACUUCACCAAACUAAAUUGUAAUCGAGAGGAUUGUGUGUUGGUUCAUGAUUUAGGAAUUUUAAUCCUCUUUAUGUUGAAAAAAUACGUAUUUUUUUUAUUGUCUUUCUUUUUACAGACUCCAGAUUUGCUGUCUUGUAAUGGGAUGAAAUGAUGUUUGAUGUGGAUUAAAGGGAAGUCAAAGACGAA